This is a messenger RNA of Phodopus roborovskii (desert hamster), 768 nucleotides long. RefSeq names its product inorganic pyrophosphatase 2, mitochondrial-like. Gene Ontology annotation, biological process: phosphate-containing compound metabolic process. Gene Ontology annotation, cellular component: cytoplasm. The record is from RefSeq and is a predicted model, not a curated record. NCBI's taxonomy places the organism in Eukaryota, Metazoa, Chordata, Mammalia, Rodentia, Cricetidae. Gene Ontology annotation, molecular function: inorganic diphosphate phosphatase activity; magnesium ion binding.
GGGCUCAGUCCGUCCGCCAUGCGCGCGCUGCUGCCGCUCCUGAGCGUCGGCCGAGGGUGGCGCGUGGGGGCCGCCGCCCGCCCUCCGCGUCGCGUCAUGUCCCUGUACCGCACGGAGGAGCGCGGCCGUCCCCCCUCGGAGAACUACCGCCUGUUCUUCAAGAAUGUAGCUGGCCACUACAUUUCCCCUUUCCACGAUAUCCCUCUGAAGGUGGAUUCUAAACAGGAAAAUGGCAUUCCCAGAAAGAAAGCACGAAAUGAUGAUGAAUUUAAGAAUUUGUUUAAUAUGGUUGUGGAAAUACCUCGGUGGACAAAUGCCAAAAUGGAGAUUGCCACUGAGGAGCCACUGAAUCCCAUUAAACAAGAUGUAAAGAAUGGACAGCUACGCUAUGUACCAAAUAUCUUCCCUCACAAGGGCUAUAUAUGGAAUUACGGGGCCCUCCCUCAGACCUGGGAAGACCCUUAUCAGAAAGAUAAGACCACAAACUGCUGUGGAGACAACGAUCCCAUUGACGUUUGUGAAAUAGGCUCAAAGGUUCUUCCUCGUGGAGAUGUGGUCCAUGUGAAGAUCCUUGGGAUAUUGGCACUUAUCGAUCAGGAUGCCACAGAUUGGAAAAUAAUUGCUAUUAAUGUGAAUGAUCCUGAGGCUGAUAAAUUUCAUGAUAUUGAUGAUGUUAAGAAGUUCAAACCAGGUUACCUGGAAGCCACUGUUGAUUGGUUGAUGCUAAAGAUACCGGAUGGAAAACCAGAAAACAAGUUUGCUUUUUAA